Molecule: messenger RNA, 330 nt
Organism: Trichomonas vaginalis G3
Lineage: Eukaryota; Parabasalia; Trichomonadida; Trichomonadidae
Product: sedoheptulose-7-phosphate:D-glyceraldehyde-3-phosphate glyceronetransferase protein
Exons: 1
Coding region: 1-330 (109 amino acids)
Biological process (GO): carbohydrate metabolic process
Cellular component (GO): cytosol; intracellular anatomical structure
Molecular function (GO): transaldolase activity
Source: RefSeq, a predicted model, not a curated record
AUGAAUCUUCUAUCAAUUCAAUUAGAAAGUUAUAUCUACAAGGCUGCCGUCCAAGUCCCAGCCACACACACAGAAGACUUAGGCAAGUAUUUCACUAAUAUUUACAAUUACUACAAGCAAUACGGCUACAAGACAGUCGUUAUGUGUGCAUCAUUUCGUAAUACAGGCGAAAUCACAGAAUUCGCUGGCUGCGACCGCCUUACAAUCCAUCCAUCCCUUCUUAAGGAACUCCAGGAGUCAAAUAAAGAACUUCAAAGCAAGCUCGAGUGCAAGGGUGAUAUGCUUCCAGAACCAACGACAGAGGCUGAAACUCACUCAAGGCAUUCGUAA